GUUUUCCGCUGACGAACACACGGCUGAAAUGCGCACUACACUACAGUAGCCUCGUCCAGAGAGGCAGAAAGAGGAAGAACAAGAGAGGAGACACCGUCAGCGAUCCAGUGCCACGGAGAAACGAAACCUUGAAAGAUUUUAUAAACCGUCAGGUUAAUAACUGAUUUUAUUGAAUUUAGGAGAUGGUGAUCUUAUAUUAUUGGCAGAUCGUCUAACCGCCUUAGAGAAGCCAUGAGUGGGGUCCUGAAGAGGAAGUAUUCCGAGGUAGAAGAGGAGGAUCCUUGCUACUCCUCCUCCUCUCCCUCUCCCCCCUACUCCUCUCCCUCUCCCCCCUCCUCCUCCUCCCUCUCCUCCUCCGCCUCCUCGGAAUGGGAGUCGGAUGAGGAGAGCUGCAACAGUGACAACCAAGACUUCACCCCUGCCUCACCUACCUCCCAUCUACCCAUCCGCUCCAUCCUGAAGAGCCCAAAACUUUCCCAUGACAACAGCAGCCAUGGCAACAGUGUUGCCUUCAACCAGGUGACGGUGUUCCUGUUCCGGCGUUGCCAGGGUUUCACCAGCGUUCCGAGGCGUGGCGGUGCAACCCUGGGCAUGGUGAGGAAGCACAGCGCCCUCCGGAGGUACACGCUGGCAGAGCACACCCAGGAGAGACGACAGAGGCGCAGGGAGAGACUCAGAGAUAGACUGAGGGAGGAGAAGCUGGAGGCACUCAGACAGAGACUGACAGCCAGUGGCGCUAUGGACCAGGAGGAGUUGGAUCGCCUCACCAUCGAUCAUAUCGACCAGGUCCCAGACGAGGACAUCGAGGCCCUCCUCCCUGCGGCUGACCUUGAGGAUGGGGAGGAUGGGGGUGACGGGGGGUUCCUGUACCCCUACGCUUCCCGCCAAAGACAGGCCCUACUCCGGGCGGCAGGGGUGAGGCACAUCGACCGGGAGGAGAAGAGAGAGCUCCAUGCCCUGAGGAGAUCCAGAGAGGACUGUGGAUGUGACUGCCAGGGAUUCUGUGAACCUGAGACCUGCGCCUGUAGUCUGAACGGGAUCAAGUGCCAGAUGGACCACUCCAACUUCCCUUGCGGCUGCACCAAGGAUGGCUGUGGGAAUACUAACGGUCGCGUGGAGUUCAACUCCAGACGGGUCCAGACCCACUACAUACACACUGUCAUGAGGCUGGAGCUGGAGAGGAGACUGCAGGACGAGACACUGACCCAGAGGAGAGACCCAGAGGAGAACCAAGAGGAUCUCCAGAAGCUCCAGGAUCAGGGGAAGCAUCAGCAGGACAGUGCCCAGGAGGAGGUGAGAUGCCCCUUCGGGUUCACCUUGGAAGAAGAGGGCCUCCCUCUCUCCAUCCCCACCACCCCUACCUUCCACUUCAGCUCUGAACUGUGUGAGGUUGGGGAGAAUAGUUGCUGUAGUGACAUGACCGACUCGUCCGGCUUCUCUGCCCAGAGCGAGGACUCCGACGUGGGAGGAAGCCCUCGACAGCACCAGCCUCUCUUGGAUGUGGAUGAUGGAGGUCUGGCCUGUGUCCUCAGCUUCUGUGACUCUGACAAUGAGGACUAUUCCAUGGGCAGUGAAAGUGACACAAAGUCGGGCAGACAACCAUCACCACACCUUCCCCAGUGUCUCAGCAGCUUCGACACGUCAUACGGUCUCUGUAAAGACACCACAGCCACCCUUGGCCUGUCCAACGCACCCAGUUCACACACAGACAAUACACAAAGGUACACAGAGAAGACACACAGACACACAGACAACAGCUGCCGCAGCGGUUCCUUCAUGGCCGAGUAUCAAGACGACAAUGCCAACCAAGCUACGGCCCUGUUCGCCCACAGUCCCCUCCAGGACUACCCCAACACACCCUCUCCCUCCAUAGACUACUCGUCCAGCAGCUACAUGGACCUCAGCCUCUCCUCUGACUCGGACUUGGAGCUCUUCGACAACUUCCCUACAGACUAUAGCUCAGCCCCUCUACACAACUCAUUCAAAGGUCACAAGCACCCGGACAACUUCCUGCAUCUACAGGUGUUGAGUUCUGCAAAUGUCCCACAGUUCAAUGAGACAGCUGGCGCCUGCCUCCUGGAGUCUCUGAUUGGCUUAUCUGAACCAAUAGAAACUCCUUCAUUCACAGACAAUCAGCUAUUAGAGCAGGUGAUUCAGUGACCAAUGGGCUGAACUGUCCGGGGUUUUGUGGGACCUGAUUGGCUCAUGGACAUUGAAACGAGCCUAGAAGUACUUUAAUAUGUACAGUCUACAGUUUGUAUUUUAAUAAGAUAUUUUAAUGUAUAGUAUGAGAUAUUUUAUUCAGAUGUAUUAAAUGUGAUGUUGUUGAGGUAGAGGCACAUUAUGGUUAUUCAUUAUGAUUUAGACAGAAUAUUAUACAUGAGCAAGUAUUAUGUCAUCACUACAAGAUAUAACACUGUGUGUUUCUCAUGUUUCCUGAUGUCCACGUUUUUGAUGUGCUUUCCAGCAGUUAUUUAUAAAUGAUUAUUCAUAAAAAAGAAAAUGGCUUAUUAAUUUAUUUACUUUAUGCAUUUUAACUGAGGGGUUGUAUUGCUGUAAUCACCGUGAAAGAACCGUGAGACAGAUGGAGACGUUAAUUAAUUUUAUGAAUUGUAUUCAUGUGAAGUUUUGUUUAAAUUGCAAUCCGCAUAAGAUCAAGAAGGUUGCAUAAUAUUCAGAAUUACAACAUUUAUUCAUUUAUUAUUUUAGCUAAAUGUAUUGCUAUUUAUUUGUGUCAAAAUGCCUUAGUUUAAUGUAUUGGAGAUCCAUCUCUCUCCUCCACCAUAGGUAACUUAUUUUUAUUUGAUUUGCCUUGUUUGACACACUGAAAAGUAAUUGCUUUGCAAAAUAUCAUCCAUCGUUGGAAUCUGAUAUGUGCUCCAUGUAUUUAAGAAAGUUUUGCAUUGUCUGUCUUUUUAAGUUAUUUUUAAUGGAAAUAUAUUAGCAUUUACAAUGUGUUACUGAAUCUUGUAUUUUAAAGCAAACUCAAAUCUUUUAUCUAUGAAUAAACAUACAUCUUUUGGAACAAUGUG
Coregonus clupeaformis (lake whitefish) is the source of this 3032-nucleotide messenger RNA. RefSeq names its product cysteine-serine-rich nuclear protein 1a (gene csrnp1a). Gene Ontology annotation, cellular component: nucleus. Gene Ontology annotation, molecular function: sequence-specific DNA binding; DNA-binding transcription factor activity, RNA polymerase II-specific. The coding region runs from base 232 to 2160 and encodes 642 amino acids. Gene Ontology annotation, biological process: regulation of transcription by RNA polymerase II. NCBI's taxonomy places the organism in Eukaryota, Metazoa, Chordata, Actinopteri, Salmoniformes, Salmonidae. The transcript has 5 exons. The record is from RefSeq and is a predicted model, not a curated record.